UUGUACCAGAACGUAUCGCUUGAUCGUCUGCGGUUACCCGGCUAUAUAUGAUUCUUUCYGAGAAUAGGUGGAUCCAAAGACAUCAUUUGCGCUGCAUAUCAAAUAGAAUGCAAGGGAACUCGUUUACAAUGUAUCGGUACGGGUCGGGUCGUGACCACUGCAGUGCAUUCUGAAGAGGGACAAGGAGUAACGUUAAUAGGUAUCACGCAAUAACGGUUGCCAACCAGCAACAUCAUAGGGACGUGAAAUUAUGCUCUUCAUUCAUAUAUAGGUUUCCUGUCUGCGGGACCUUUGGAUUGAUUCUUUGAUUUAAAUAGAAUAAUAUCGUAGGUCUACCAUUUCAAGCAAUCAAACAUUAUGUGAAUUAGGCUAUUAGUGUUGUUAACCCAAUGCAACAUGUUGUUGGCAGUAGAGACUUCAUCGUUGCAUUUAUUGAUUCACAGAAUACGUAUUUUCUCGGGAUGAUGUCCCUGUGUGAACCACGCUCAAUCUCCCCUCCGCUGGUUUGAGUUCCUGCUCUCUGUCAGGGGCCCGCCUGCUGAUUCCUCCCCGACACCACYUCACGUAGAGGGCGAUGCGGCGGUUUGUCUACUGUAAGGUGGUGCUGACCACUUCGCUGGUCUGGGUGCUGGUGGAUGUCUUCCUGUUGCUCUACUUCAGUGAAUGUAACAAAUGUGACGACAGGAAGGAUCGCUCAAUGCUGCCUGCUCUGAGAGCGGUCAUAUUGCGGACCCACGAGGGCCCAGGGGAGAUGGGGAAGGCGGUGGUUAUCGCAAAGGACGAGCAGGAGAAAAUGAAGGAGCUCUUUAAGAUUAACCAGUUCAAUCUGAUGGCCAGCGACAUGAUUGCGCUCAACAGGAGUCUGCCGGAUGUGAGACUGGACGGUUGCAAGACCAAGGUGUACACGGACGAUCUCCCCAACACCAGUAUAGUGAUUGUGUUCCACAACGAGGCGUGGAGCACCCUGCUCCGCACCGUCCACAGUGUCAUCAACCGGUCGCCACGCCACCUACUGCAGGAGAUCCUGCUGGUGGACGACGCCAGUGAGAGAGACUUCUUGGGAAAGAAGCUGGAGAACUAUGGUCGGACCCUGGAGGUUCCCGUGCGGGUCCUGCGGAUGGAGCAGCGGACGGGGCUGAUCCGGGCCAGGCUGAGGGGGGCUGCGGCCACACGGGGGCAGGUCAUCACCUUCCUGGAUGCCCAUUGUGAGUGCACCAUGGGCUGGCUGGAGCCUCUGCUGGCCAGGAUCAAAGAGGACCGGAGAUCUGUGGUGUGUCCUAUAAUCGAUGUGAUCAGCGACGAGACGUUUGAAUAUAUGGCAGGCUCAGACAUGACCUAUGGAGGAUUUAACUGGAAGCUGAAUUUCCGUUGGUAUCCCGUGCCUCAGAGAGAGAUGGACAGGCGCAAAGGGGACAGGACACUCCCUCUCAGAACCCCUACUAUGGCUGGAGGGUUAUUCUCUAUUGACCGGACAUAUUUUGAAGAAAUAGGCACAUACGAUCCAGGGAUGGACAUUUGGGGCGGAGAGAACUUGGAGAUGUCUUUCAGGAUCUGGCAGUGUGGCGGCUCUCUGGAGAUUGUCACUUGUUCCCAUGUGGGUCACGUGUUCCGAAAGGCCACCCCUUACAGCUUCCCUGGGGGCACGGGUCAAGUCAUCAACAAGAACAACAGGCGAUUGGCCGAGGUGUGGAUGGACGGCUUCAAAGACUUCUUCUAUAUCAUAUCACCAGGUGUGGCCCGGGUGGGCUAUGGAGAUGUGUCCUCUCGUAAGGCCCUGCGUGAAGCUCUGCAGUGCAAACCCUUCUCCUGGUACCUGGAGAACAUCUACCCCGACUCUCAGAUCCCCCGGCGAUACUACUCACUUGGUGAAAUCAGAAAUGUUGAAACGAACCAGUGUGUGGACAACAUGGGCAGAAAGGAAAACGAGAAAGUUGGCUUCUUCAACUGCCAUGGCAUGGGUGGGAAUCAGGUGUUUUCCUACACAGCUGAUAAGGAGAUCCGGACAGAUGACCUGUGUCUGGAUGUGUCUCGUCCCCAUGGACCUGUGGUCAUGCUGAAGUGUCAUCAAAUGAAGGGGAAUCAGAUGUUUGAGUAUGAUGCAGAGCGGCUGACCCUGCUGCACGUCAACAGUAACCAGUGUCUGGACAUGCCUACUGAGGAGGACAAGAUGGUGCCCACCCUGAGAGACUGCACAGGCAGCCGCUCCCAGCAGUGGUUCCUCCGCAACAUGACACUGACGCUCUGAUCUGACCCAGGA
Molecule: messenger RNA, 2257 nt
Organism: Salvelinus sp. IW2-2015
Lineage: Eukaryota; Metazoa; Chordata; Actinopteri; Salmoniformes; Salmonidae
Product: polypeptide N-acetylgalactosaminyltransferase 13-like
Biological process (GO): protein O-linked glycosylation
Cellular component (GO): Golgi apparatus
Molecular function (GO): polypeptide N-acetylgalactosaminyltransferase activity
Source: RefSeq, a predicted model, not a curated record